This is a messenger RNA of Branchiostoma belcheri (Belcher's lancelet), 5027 nucleotides long. Its product is annotated as protein dachsous-like. Gene Ontology annotation, cellular component: plasma membrane; catenin complex. Bases 108 to 5027 code for a protein of 1639 amino acids. Gene Ontology annotation, biological process: homophilic cell-cell adhesion. Gene Ontology annotation, molecular function: calcium ion binding; cadherin binding. The transcript is spliced from 21 exons. The record is from RefSeq and is a predicted model, not a curated record. Lineage: Eukaryota; Metazoa; Chordata; Leptocardii; Amphioxiformes; Branchiostomatidae.
GAAUCUCUGGUCUGCAACCAGGAACCUUGUACACCGUUAGAGUGUACGGUAUCAAGAACGGCGUGGAAAGCCUGCCGAUCGAAGGGAGUCAGAGAACGAUCGUAGCCAUGCCAAGUUUUAUCACAUUUACUGAAAUAACGGAGAACAGCAUCAACAUCACCUGGGGAUCUGCAGAUGGUGCCAAAGACAACUACAGCAUCAGCAUCUCUCCUGCUGAUGGUGACAACCCUACCGGAAGCGUGGACGAUGGUGAACCACUAGAGUACCUCUUCACUGGUCUGAUGGGUUGGACCUUUUACACUGUCAGCAUCAGAACUGUCAGUGGUGGGGUGACCAGUGAGGAAAAUUGGGCGGCUCGAAGGACAGAUGUAGCCCCACCAAGAAACGUGAGCAUCGUCGAGGCAACAGAAAACAGCAUCAACAUCACGUGGGCAGCUGCAGCUGGGAACAAGGACAGCUACUUUAUUAGUAUUUCUCCUCGUGAUGGUGACAACCAUGCAGGAACUGUAUAUGAUGGAGACCCGCUGGAGUACACCUUUACUGGUCUAACGCCGGGAACACUGUACACAAUUAGCGUCGUAACUGAGGCUAGUAAGAGGGAAAGCGUGGCAAGCACAAAGAUACAAAGGACAAAGCCAAAUCCUCCGAGAACCAUCACAACAGACACAGUCUCAGCGAGCAUAGCGGCUUGGGAACCGUCAACUGGAGGUGUGGUCUCUGGAUACGGAGUCUUGUUCACAUCAGAUGAUGGUAGUCCCCGCCACACGGUGACGGUUGACAACGCAACAAGCAACACGGCCUCUUCGCCCGUUGCCCUGGCCACUGGUGCACUGUACACACUCGAGGUGUUUGCAUUCAGUGACGAAGGCGGUUACAGGACAGAGAGUGACAGGACAAUCAUUACAAACAUCACACGUACCUUAGCACCAACACCCCUGCUGCAAACCUGCGGACCCAGUUUCGCGCGGAUCAACAUUCUGGAAGAAACAUCCAGUGCCACUACGUACACCGUGUCGAUUCCUGACGUUACGAGCUGUCAGAACUGUUCCAUUGUCUACGGCAAGGCCACCUGCUUCAUCGAUGACAUGUUCAACGUUUCAUCGUUCGUAGUGGCAAACUCGUCGUCUGGUACAACCUGUAACCUGAUUGUCAAUAACCCCAUAGACAGAGAAACAACCCCUAGUGUCAGAUUCGGCAUCAGUUGGACUAGGAUGGUUUAUAACCUUGGCCAUGUCGUCAGCGAAGAGUGUGGCAGCAUUCCAGUUGAGAUAACAGUAGAGGAUGUGAACGACAACCCUCCAGUGUUCGGAGCAGAUCUCGUGACGACCUUCUACCUCCGGGAUAGGACGCCCGUGCAGACGAUUCUUGCAGUAGCGUCAGCCGAAGAUGCCGACACUGGAGAAAACGCAGCCGUAGCGUACAGCAUUCCUUCUGCCACGGCAUCGGAGUACUUCGAAGUCGACAACAGCGGUGUGGUGACUGCUCGGCGUGAGCUGACGCAAAACCUGCUCAGGCAUGUUGGACUUCUUUUGGAUGAGCAGGUAGAAGUCGUCGUGAUGGCAACUGACGGAGUACACAACGCAACAACAACAUUGCCGUUCACAUUCAUUGACACUGGUGGAGUAAACACAACUUCCAGCAAAUUCGGCGUAUCGGUACCGGAGGAACAGCCACCCGGUACUCCUGUCAUCAACCUCCGGGACAAGCGACCAUUUGACGAUGGUGACAUCAUCUACAGCUUCACUCACACGUCUAAGAGCUUUGAACUAAACUCAACUUCGGGAGAAGUUACCACGGCGAAGGUUCUUGACCGAGAGGAAGAAGAGUUGUACGAACUGACCAUCUCUGCGGCAGACCCUGGUGGAUGUUACUCGUCGGCCUCCAUAGAAAUCACUGUACAAGUGGAGGACGUGAACGACCACUCUCCAGUCUUCCUCGAGACGGCCUACAGCGGACGGAUAGCCGAGAACGCCGACACAGGACAACCUGUCGCUAUUGACGGCCGUGGCAUAUCAGCCACUGACGCUGAUUUCGGCUUGAACAGUCACAUCACGUACAGCAUUGACUGUUGCCAAAACGUCUUCGCCAUUGAUAACAAUACGGGCGAAAUCACAACCAUUGCCGGCUUAGACCGAGAAAAUACGCCCGUCUACCAUCUGACAAUCGUCGCUGAAGAUAACCCUUCAAAUGAAAGCCUGAGAAGGGAAUCUCGAGCCAAUCUGACGAUCUCAGUUCUGGAUAUCAACGACCACAGCCCCACGUUCAUUGAAAUUUCACCAGUUCGAAUGUCUUUGUAUGAAAAUGAAACCGAAGGCUCCAUCAUCGCCACUUUUGUUUCCGUGGACCCGGACGAGGGAGCAAACGGCCGCGUAUUCUACGAAAUACGAUCCGGUGCGGAAGGCAGAUUCACCGUGAACUCGAGAACAGGGGAGGUUAGAAUCGCCGAUGAACUUGAUCGUGAAACGAAAGACUUCUACCGGCUGGAGAUUUUGGCUAGCGAUGGCGGGAACCCCCCUCUAGUGACAGAUGGUUUUUACUUAGAAAUUACGGUCGAGGAUGUGAACGAUAACACCCCAGCAUUCACGGCACCGGACUAUGAACUGACAGUACUCGAAGAGACCGAGGUAGGAACAGUGCUAGGAAACAUCAAGGCAGAAGACUCUGAUAUCGGUACAAACGCACAGAUACAGUACUCCUUUACAGAAGCUGUGGAAAAUUUUGCCAUCGAUGAAAACACAGGAACGCUGACGGUCGUAUCUGUUCUUGAUUUCGACAACGCGACGCACCCAAAGCAAUCCAGUUUUAAGGUGCAAGCCUCUGACGGUACAUUUUCUUCCACUGUAGAGGUUCGCGUGAGCCUCACCGACAUAAACGACAACCCUCCUGCAUAUCGUGCCGACAUCUAUGAAGUCACUCUGCUCUAUGUUACCUAUCCUGCUAUAGUAACAGCCGUUGACGCAACAGACAAGGACAGUGGUACCAAUGCUGAAGUAUCCUACAGCCUCGUUGACGACAGUUCAACGCUGUUCAGUAUAGAUUCUUCCAACGGCAUCAUUCGGCUUGUAGGUCCUUCAGGCAGUAUCAUGUAUAACAUCACUGUAGCGGCUACAGAUAAAGGAAAUCCUCCCAUGAAUUCCACAGUUUCUGUCAGUAUAAAAAUCAGCACAAUAGAUACUUCUGACACUCGUGUGUCCUUCAACGGGGUAGAAUUUGAGGGGCAUGUAGAGGAGAACAACGACGACGUACAAGUGGCGACACAACUUCAUGCCGCAGUCCAAUACGGAAGUACGCCUGCCCCCGCUGACUGCCCACUGAAGUACAAAAUGGCGGCAAGUUCUGACGACUCUGAGUUCACUGUCAACGAAACAACGGGAGAGAUCAGUACAAGAGGAGCCAGGUUUGACAGAGAGACAAGAGCACGAUACACGUUUGCUGUAGUCGUCGAGAUUUCAUGUCCAGGAAAAAGCUUUGACUACACCUCGGUUACCAUCCACGUCAAUGACACAAAUGAUGAAAACCCAACAUUUGACAGCAGCAGCUACAAUUUCGAAGCGUUGGAGGGUACUACAGGCGUUGUAGUAGGGACAGUUCUGGCUACAGACAUGGAUACCGGGUCCAAUGCCGACUUCAGUUACACCAUCUAUCCUAACGGGAGCCCUUUUAGCAUUGACGCCAACGGAGCAAUCACAGUGUCGACACCCCUAGAUAGAGAGACAACGGACAGCUAUACCCUGACAAUACUUGCUGAAGACAUGGGAGUCCCUUCCUUGAACGGCACCACCACUGUACAUGUACGAGUCCUGGACAUCAACGACCAUGCACCGGCAUUUGCUGCUCCAGCCUAUCGCACAGACCUUCGGGAAGAUGAAAAUAAAGCUGAGCUUAACAUCAGCAUCAGCGCAUCAGACGAGGAUUCUGGCACGAAUGGGGACAUCAGAUUCUCAUUACAUGGAGAGGGAAGCGACCUGUUCUUAAUAGACGAUAUGUCUGGUGUUGUCCACCUCACUGGUCGUUUGGAUUAUGAAGACAGACCCAGCUACAAUCUGACGAUCGCAGCCACAGACAAGGGCCAUCCAAAUAGAACCUCUACUGCCCCACUGUUGGUCGAGGUGACAGACGUCAACGAUAACCCACCCGUUUUCGAGCGGGACAACUACAACGCUUCAACUCACCGCAAUGUGCCCACAGAGGACGUACUGGUAACCGUUAGCGCCACUGACCAGGACUCGGGAGUCAACGCACUAGUGUUCUAUACCAUCACAGGACAGUAUGGCUUACAGCCUGCAGUACCAACAAUAGGGGAAGCAAUGUUCAACAUCACCAGCUCUACUGGCGACAUCAGGGCCACAACUCACCUGUUUCAGGACGAUAUUCAUCAAUACGAACUGAUCAUCACAGCUACAGACAUGGGGGAACCCCAACUCAGCGCCACGACAAAGGUUGUCAUCGACGUCGCCAAUACUAAUUUCUUCGCGCCAGAAUUCUUGGAUACUCCGGUUCUUCAUACAAUGAGUGAAGAUAGCGGGGUGCUGCCGUUCUUGUCCCGAAGGGUGCGCACAAUAAGGGCAAGUGACAACGAUACGGAAGCGGAAGGACAAGUCCGGAUUUUGCUUUCAAGCAAUGAUGACAUUUCAGAAUUGUUCUGGAUAACCGGCACAAGAACGUUGUCCGAAGACAAGGUUUUUGAGGCGGAAAUUUGGACAAACGCAAUCCUGGACCGUGAGACCCACCCCUCAGGACUGAACAUUACUGUACUAGCGGUGGACCAGGGAGCUACACCAAAGACAAGCACGGCCUGGGUUCACGUCACCCUGGAUGAUGUCAAUGACAACCCUCCUAAUCUGACUGUGCCAGAACGGGUAGCCAUCCCACAGUCGUCACCACCUGGCACCUCGGUGGUAACAUUGGAGGUUGUUGAUCCGGACGUGAACAAUCAGUUUUCAUUCGAGGCCGUGAGCGAAUAUUUCUCCAUCCGACGGCAGUUUCAGUCGGUUUGGGUCCAUACCUAUAUUUGUUGGGAAUCCUAA